Molecule: messenger RNA, 285 nt
Organism: Penicillium verrucosum
Lineage: Eukaryota; Fungi; Ascomycota; Eurotiomycetes; Eurotiales; Aspergillaceae
Exons: 2
Coding region: 1-285 (94 amino acids)
Source: RefSeq, a predicted model, not a curated record
AUGAAAGAGGAUACGAUUAAACACCCCCCAUGUAUUCCGUGGGACUUGUCAAGUGACUAUGGUGCCCAAACGCUUAGCCACUUGUCAAAGAACUCGCACGAGAAAGCCCGGUUUGAUUUGGGUGUGGACCUGCAUGGGCCUCAACAAUCCCGUGGACUUGGACUCGUGUGGGACCCGCUGUGGGCUGGACUCAGGAGACUCGGAGCUAUUAUUUUCUCCCCUUCUCAACUCUCCUCUGUUAUUGUUUCUAUUGUUUUUGUUUUGUUGGUUUCUAUGACUUUUUGA